CCGCGGGGUUCCCGGCACUGCCCCGAGCAGCCUCUGGGGCCGGUGUGGGCUGCUCGCCUCCGCUGGAGCCGGAGAUGAACGUGCAGGCGUCAAGAGUGUGUGGAAAGGCCACGGUCCCGUUGUCGGAGAAGGCCAGCUGCUGAGCCGGGCAUGUCUCCAGGAGGCCUGCAGACUGCGCAGAUCCCGGCCUCUCUGCAGUGGGCUGCCCAGGCUGGUCAGUUGCAACCAGAGAAGUGGUCGAGCUUCCCUGCCCUCCACCCCAGGGAGUCCAGCCUAUUGCUCAAGCCCCAAGCUCCCAGCACCACCCUCAAGCGGUGGGGCAGCCACUUGAAGUUUCCAGUUGUCCUGGGAGGGAGCUGAUUCCCAGCUCCUGUUAGCAUCCAGCCUGAGCCGUCUCUCUACCCCUUUGUGCCCAUGUUUCUUAGCCCUUAAAGAAAAAUGAUGCAGGUGUUCCUGGGACUUUCCAAGGGUUGUAAACGUGGUGUGGAAUAAGGAGGUCAGUUGCUGUUAGUAGUGAAUAUGGAACAGGGCACUGUGUCCAAGUGCCUCUGACACACUGGGCACCUUCCUGUGCCCCCUCCAGGCAGGUGGUACAGCUGUGAGCUCAUGGUCCCCAGCCUUGCCACUUGUGGCUCUGGGACUCCAGGUGAGGUUUGGAGAGUCUCGUGCCUCCCUUUCCUCAUCUGGAAGUCAGAGAUGAGCAUGGCCCCCGCAUGGAAGAAGUCGCUUGGCCUGUAGGGGAAGAUUCGUGUCUACUGAAUGAAUAAAAGAAUGUGACUCUCCAGUGGCCUCCAGUGCUCCUGUCCUGCAGAUGGGAGACCGAGGCUCCGAGUUCGAUGACUUGCCCAGGUCUCACUGCCAGCUCAGGCAGGGUUGGGUGCCCUGUGCCUCCCAGGUGCUCACCCCGCCCUGCCCUGGGGAACAGGGCUCAAGCCUGUCUUGUUCUCCCAGCCACUUGUUUCAGCAACUGGCCAUAUGAAGGUCACCAGGGAAGACUGGGGGUCCAGAGGCAGUAGUACCAGUAAAGGUUACAGGCUGUCGCCUGAGCUGCCAUCUUCACGCUCAGCAUCCGCGAGGCCUGUGGGGAUCUGCCCUGGUCAUGCAUCUAAGGGCAGCCUGAGCUGGCUCUCACAGGACAGGCUGCCCACCCCAGCAGGCCCAGGGAGACAGGCCUCACCAGGCAGAGGCCUGUGUGUCGGGUAGCAAGGCCGUCACUUCCGAGAGUCCUUGCAUGGCUACACACCAUAUGUGACACCAUCCUCCGGGGUCACGGGUUUGUUACAGAGAGCAAGUCUGUGGCCCACUGCUCCCAACCCAGACCAGCCAGUUCCCACGGGAGGCUCCUUGUGUGAUCGGGGAGACCAUGCCCAAGCCCUCCGACUGCCUGCUGCGGCUACUCCGGGGCACCCCCAGGCAGCGGGUCUGCACCCUGUUCAUCAUCGGCUUCAAGUUCACGUUUUUUGUCUCUGUCAUGAUCUACUGGCAUGUUGUGGGAGAGCCCAAGGACCAAGGGCAGCUCUAUAGCCUGCCUGUGGACAUCCCCUGCCCCCCACUCACGCCCCCAGCCCCGUCCUCCAGCACCCCCCCUCCAGGCAACAUCUUCUUCCUGGAGACCUCAGACCGGACCAACCCCAACUUCCUGUUCAUGUGCUCCGUGGAGUCGGCCGCCAGGACCCACCCCGAGUCCCAGGUGGUGGUCCUGAUGAAGGGGCUUCCCGGUGGCCAGGCGCCCCUGCCCCGGCACCUGGGCCUCUCGCUUCUGGGCUGCUUCCCCAACGUGCAGCUGCUCCCGCUGGACCUGGAGGAGCUGUUCCGGGACACGCCGCUGGCAGCCUGGUACCGGGCCGUGCGGCGGCGCUGGGAGCCCUACCUGCUGCCCGUGCUCUCCGACGCCUCCAGGAUCGCGCUGCUCUGGAAGUUUGGCGGCAUCUACCUGGACACGGACUUCAUCGUCCUCAAGAACCUAAGGAACCUGACCAACGUGCUGGGCACCCAGUCCCGCUACGUCCUCAACGGGGCCUUCCUGGCCUUCGAGCGGCAGCACGAGUUCCUGGCUCUGUGCAUGCGGGACUUCGUGGCCCACUACAACGGCUGGAUAUGGGGCCACCAGGGGCCCCAGCUGCUCACGCGGGUCUUCAAGAAGUGGUGCUCCAUCCGUAGCCUGGGGGAGAGCCACACUUGCCGCGGGGUCACCGCCCUGCCCCGGGAGGCCUUCUACCCUGUCCCCUGGCAGAGCUGGAAGAGGUACUUUGAGGAGGUCAGGCCCGAGGAGCUGACCCGGCUGCUCAAUGCCACCUACGCUGUCCACGUGUGGAACAAGAAGAGCCAGGGCACGCGCUUCGAGGCCACGUCCAGGGCACUGCUGGCCCAGCUCCACGCCCGCUACUGCCCCUCGACGCACGAGAUCAUGAAGAUGUACUGGUGAGGAGCCGGCCUGGCGCCUCUCCUGGAGGUGGGCGGGCAGGAGAGGGAGGUCCGGGCAGCCACAGCCGGGCGUGGGGCAGGCUGAGGCCUGAGCAUGGUCCACAGGCCCCGCGGCUGCUCCAGGCUGGGGUAACCCUGGUGGGAACCCCCUCGGCCGGCGCCCUGGCUCGGGUCAGAGGCCCACAGAGCAUUCCAGAACCAUCGGGAGUGCCCGUCCAGACACGUGGCAGGAAGAGUGCACCUCCCACCUGGAACGGCAAAGCAACUUCCUGGGUGACACCCGGAGCCCAGCCAGUGGGCUGGGGGCCCCUGAGGGGAGCUCCAAGAAACCUGAGCAGAGGGGACAAGGAAGGAGGGACGAGCUCCCGGGCAGAGCAGAGGUGGCCGCAGUCAAGAGCGCAGGUGCAGAUCCAGGCAUGGGAGGUUUCUUUGGGGAGGACUGAGGGGGCAGCGCUGGGCUGGGGGCUCCAUCCUCUCACCCAGGGAUGUUGCUCAGGUGGCCUGUGCCAGCUGCCCACUUCAUGGGCACAGGGCUGAGGAAGUUCUUUUGAUUCAGGGGAAGAAUUUGAAAGACCCCCCAUAAACUCAGGAGAAUAAUUAUAAUAAACGUGGCUGGAUGUCCAGCG
Marmota flaviventris (yellow-bellied marmot) is the source of this 3050-nucleotide messenger RNA. The record is from RefSeq and is a predicted model, not a curated record. Lineage: Eukaryota; Metazoa; Chordata; Mammalia; Rodentia; Sciuridae.